Molecule: messenger RNA, 996 nt
Organism: Diabrotica virgifera virgifera (western corn rootworm)
Lineage: Eukaryota; Metazoa; Arthropoda; Insecta; Coleoptera; Chrysomelidae
Exons: 3
Coding region: 76-465 (129 amino acids)
Source: RefSeq, a predicted model, not a curated record
UAAGCACUCGAAUAGAGUGUGGUGUAACAGAAGUAUAUUUUGUGCUGUGAAGCAGCUUUGUUAUUAAAAAUCAAAAUGUUUUCAACUAUUUUUAAACUGUUAUUUUUGGUAACAACAUUAAUAUUGGUCGAUAUUUCCCCAUCCAGAGCAGAUAAUUAUAACAAAUGUCCAGAAACCAGCCAUCUACGGUCCCUAAUUUACCAGAAUACAUUAAAAGGAAGGGUUAUCCAUGUACGCAUUCCAGGCACAGGUUUCUUUGAAGCUCCAAUCACUUGUCUUCAGGUAACCGAUAUAAAUGAAAGUUUCAGUACACCAGUUGUAGAAGAAGGUGGAUAUGGAAGGGAGUACGUAGUUUUACGUAUUGACCCAGUUGAAUCAGGAGAACAGUUAGAGUACGAUGUUCAGAUUUAUAUUGACGAAGACACUCGUACAACAGCAUGGAGGAAAACACGUCACCAACUCUAAUUUUUUUAUAACGGAAUCGAUUUUGCUAAAAAUUUUGGAAUUAGACUUAUCUUAUCCCCCUUAUCUCCCUCUUCAAAAGUUAUAUAUGCGCUGGCUAAUAUUUUUAUUUUUAAGGGGUGAACACGACCUCAUAUUGAAAAAAUAAAUAUUAAAGCAUUUAUGGAUUUAAAUCAAAAUAAAUCAAAUGCAACAAAAAAAUUUAUAUUCACUGUUAUUGAAAUAUUGUCAAUUAUAAUAAUGAUUAUUUUAUACAUUGUCAACCCUUCAACAAUCUUAAAAACUACCCCCUUUAAUAAAAGUAAAUGUAAUAAAUCGUUAACAGGCUCAAAGGUUUUUGUAGUGCAGUUAUAUCAUCUACAAUGUAAUGCUUUGCCUAUAUACAAAAUUUUUGGCUAAUUACGGAACUUCAAAAUUUAAAAAGUACCCCUUGUAAACAUAUCUAUUUACGAAAAAUCUUUCAACAACUUCAAAAAUUUAAAUGUCCAUUUAUAUUCAAAAAGUCCUUUCUUGUCAAUAAAAUAAUAUUUUUUG